AUGGCGCCUCCUACGCUGAGGAAAUGGGUCGCGUUACAGAGCAUGCGUUUAAAGGAGAUGCGGUUAAUACAGGAAAGCUUUCGCGGUAGAGAUAGUGCUACUUUGAGCAAAUCGGGUAUCCAGCCGCGACUAGAACGCCUGAAUGAGAUAUGGGCGGACGUGUGUAACACACACGGGGAGAUCUCGGCCAAAGAGGGGUCAGAGUCGGAUCCGUAUAUGAUGGACGAUAUGUACGCUACGUUGCAUACCACUUGCGAGGAGGUGCGCGAUCUAUUGUUAACUUUGCGCGAGCCCUUUGAGGUUGGGGAGAUACCGGCUACGAGUGGUCAGGGCGCGAACGCUGGGUCAUCCAAGCCGGAUGCGGACGCGUCCAUAGCGCGUCUGCCGCGAAUGCCGUUACCCACGUUUUCGGGGGAGUACGAGGACUGGGCGAGCUUUUGCGACCUCUUUACCGCUCUGGUACAUGAGGUGCCCCAAUUCGCAGACGUGACUAAGUUGCAAUUUCUGAAGUCGUGCUUGACGGGUCCGGCUGCCGAGUUAAUUAAGGAGGUCGAAACGACUAACGCGAAUUAUGCCAGUACAUGGUUAACGCUCAAGGCGAGAUAUCAUAACCCACGUCUCAUUCUUGCGAAAUACCUUACGUCUUUGUCACGCCUCCAACCUUUGAGGAAGGAGUCUGCCGUAGGCUUGCGUGCGUUUACCGACGAAGCGACGCGGAUUGUUCGCGCUCUCACGAAUACGAAACGAGCGGAGGCGCUUUGGGAUCAGUGGCUUGUCCACUCUCUCUCUGAGAGGUUAGAUACGGAGUCGCGGAGACUCUGGGAGGCUGAGCUCAGUGUGAGGGACCAGCAGGCUGCAGGGAGCGCGGGAGAGGGGGAUAUUGAUCCGCUGAAAUAUUUGCCUACUUUUACGGAACUAGUAGCUUUUUUGGAAAGGCGAGUGCAGACGCUCCACAUGUUGAGUUCGGAAUCUCUGGCGAAUAAGGGGGAGAAGAGAACGGCUCACGAUAGUAAGCCCGUUCAUAAAACACAGAAGGUCUUUCACGCUAGCUCUUCCUCUUCGACAUCGGAUAAAUUGAAAUGUAUUGCUUGUUCGGGGCCUCAUUCCCUGACGAAAUGUGCUAGUUUUAAAGCGAAGUCUGCGAAUGACCGACGUGAUUGUGUGCGACGCUCUGGCGUUUGCUAUAAUUGCUUCGGCGGACAUAGAGUGAACGAUUGCCGAUCGGAUAAGCGCUGUGGCGUCUCCGGUUGUCAGAGGAAGCACCACACCCUAUUGCAUCCGUCAGCGGCUGCCGAGCCGAUUGGGGAGGGCCGCGAUUUACCGACGGGGAAGUCCGAGGUCGACGUCGAUGCAAAGCCAGUAGUUGUUGGCACUCACUCUGCCAGAGCAUCUCCACUUCCGGAGACGGUACUAUUAGCCACAGCUCAGGUUGGAGCCUUAAGCUCGAGCGGGGAAACAAUUAGAGUCCGCGCGUUGUUAGAUCAGGGCUCGGAAGCCUCUUUCGUGUCCGAGUCGAUAGCCCAGCUACUCGAGUUGCCGAGACGACCGGGGGAAAUCUCGUUACGGGGGAUAAACGGUAGCCGAGCCGGUGCUGCUCAUUCGAUUACACGGUUAGUGUUGAGUUCACUGGUUGGCCCGCGAUCCACGAUCGAGAUUGAUGCACUAGUUCUGUCGCGUCUUACGGCACCGCUUCCAGCAUGCUCGCUGAAGGAGCGCGUUUUACCGCGAUUUCAAGGACUGCCGCUGGCAGAUCCUCAAUUUGCCAUUUCGAACCCGGUGGAUCUUAUUCUGGGGGCGGAUGCGUACGGGCAGAUUUUAAAACCAGGCGUGAAACAUUGGCCUGCUUCGCGUCUUGUAGCACAGAACACCGUAUUCGGUUGGGUGGUCUCGGGCGCGAUUACAGCCGACCCGGCACGGCGGGCGGUUCCGGUACGGCGGGCGGUUUCGAUAUCCCUUGCGCAUUGCUCCACCGAUCCGGACUUGUCGAGGGUGAUGGAGCGGUUCUGGGACUUAGAGUAG
Vollenhovia emeryi is the source of this 2019-nucleotide messenger RNA. RefSeq lists its product as uncharacterized. NCBI's taxonomy places the organism in Eukaryota, Metazoa, Arthropoda, Insecta, Hymenoptera, Formicidae. The transcript has a single exon. Bases 1 to 2019 code for a protein of 672 amino acids. The record is from RefSeq and is a predicted model, not a curated record.